AUGGAAAACACGCAGAAGACGCUUGCAGCCGAUGGUCAGGCGCAGGCACACGAACCCGUGGUGAAAACCGAAAUAAAGCAAGAAUCUGCAACAGGAUUCAAACCACCAGAUGUCGGUCAAAGUCAACAACAGCCCUUUCAGGUAGCGGACCCCAAGCAGGCUUACUAUCAGCAGCAAAUGAUGUACUCUCGUAUGAUGGGACAAAUGCAUCAACAGAACAUGAUUUCGCAGCAGAUGACGCCGGGAGGACCGCAGCACGUCGUCCAGCAGCAACAACAACCUCAGAUGCAACAAGGACAGGUGCCACAAGGACACGGAGUCGCCUACCCUGGUAUGAUGCGCCCCCAGACAGGGAUGCAGCAGCAGCACACGCAGCAGGGCGCAGGAUGGUUCUACCCGAUGGCCAUGUAUAACCAACAAAUGAUGUCUGGUGGACAAGUUGUGCAUCCUCAAAUGAUGAUGAAUAACCAGGCAGCCGUGAUGUCCAAGUUCAUGCCGCAAUACAAUGCCUACAUGAAUAGAGUGCAGCAAAGCGCCGAGAUAAAAACAGAGAGGCCUGCUGUACCGACGGAGGUUAAGAAGGAAGAAAGUGUAGAGAAAGUUCAAAACAGUGUCUCGGAGAAUGCUGCGCAAUCUAUCAAAACAGAAGAUACCAACGGAGAGAAGCCAAAGUAUCAUGCUGAGCAGGCUCAGGCUGCGGGUGCCAAUUACACCGCUAGAUAUGGUAUGCAGCCCCAGUAUGGCUAUGGCAUGAAUAUGCCUGUAAAUCCAAUGAUGUACUACCAGCAGCAAAAUAGACUCGUAGUCGGAAAUGCCAUAGAGGGAAUACCGGCUCUUAGGAUGGCAAACAGUCGCUUCCAAAACGUCACUCAAAUGUUGGACGCUCUUGCACAACAGCCCAAGAAGAAGCAGCAACGCAAGUCACAGCCCAGAUACGGUUCGGAGGACACUGAUUUCAAAAGUGUGGUGAACGAUUAUUUCACUACCGAUGGCAGAAACGACAAUAGUGAUGACGAGUUCCUCGUUGGUAGAUCUGUGAAGGACGUCGACACUACAGCGAUCAGGCGUAGUGGGCGAGCCCGGACUAAAAACUCCCUUUACGCAGAAUAUACGGAAAGCGAUGCCGACACUUGGGAGGAACCAUCAGUCAGACACACCCAAGUGGUCCCUAAAAUGCCGAGGAAAAGGCGGGAGACUGGUAUGCAAUCCAGGAGAACACAGCAAAGGUCAACUGCCAACCCGUAUUCCAAAAACAACUACGUGACGUACGAUGACACUGAUGAAGAGUCGGAAGAGUACGCAAAUGUUGGCGCUGCGGAUUCAGGUCCUCUCGCGUUAAGACAUCGAAAGAGGCGCGUGAAUUAUGCAGAAAUGGAACACGAACAAUGGAGCGGGGAAGACGGAGAGGAUGCUGAAGAUGAAGAAGAUGCCGAGGAAAGGGAGCGACGACAAAAUACACAGCAGGAACUUCAAGGAGGCAUUGACCGGGUAAUCGACCACCGUGUGAACGAGGAGGGCGUCACCGAGUAUCUCAUAAAGUGGCAAGGAUACGCGCAUAUUCACAACACGUGGGAUGUCUAUGAGGCUCUAAAAGACUAUGGUGGCAUCAAAAGGCUUGACAAUUACAUCAAAAAACUCAAGCAGCGCGAAAGCAGAUCGCUAUACAUGACCCCUGAUGAAAUUGAGCAUGAAAAUAUAGAUAUGGAACUACAAAGGCGAAUCGACGAGGACGCACUCAAGGCUGAAAGGAUUGUCACGCAUUAUGUGGAUAAGGAAAAUAGCGUGACGUAUUAUAUGGUCAAGUGGAGGAGUUGCACGUAUGACCAGUGCACCUAUGAAGAAGAGCAAGUCAUGAUAGACCAUGAAUUUAACCACCUAAUACAGGAGUACAAAGAACGGGAGGAUCGCAUAUCCGGUGAAUCUGCAAAGAAAAUGCCGUGGAAUACCCACUCACUCAGUCUCACCAAAUUCGAGCCCUACCAAGAAACUCCAACAUUCCUUGCAAACUACGAAACUCGCAAACUUAGAGACUAUCAACUCAUCGGUGUAAAUUGGAUAGUGAACAGGAUGAAACGUGGUCUCAGUGUGCUUCUGGCAGAUGAGAUGGGUCUCGGUAAGACCGUGCAAACGAUAACGCUGAUCGGCCACUUUCUUUAUAGGGAAGGUCUUAUUGGGCCAUACUUGGUGAUAGUGCCUCAAUCUACCAUCGAUAACUGGAUGAGAGAAUUCGAAACUUGGCUGCCUAAGGCGAACGUUGUUUGCUAUUAUGGUAACGCAAAAGCGCGAGAGAUAAUUCGCACUUAUGAAUUGGCAAAGGUGCACGUGCCGGGAAAGGGCGAGAGAUACAGGUGCGAUGUCUGUGUAACUACGCCGUCCAUUAUUAACGCGCCUCUGGAUCUUGAGUUUUUAAGAAGGAUUUCGUGGCAGCUCAUGGUUGUUGAUGAAGCCCAUCAGCUCAAGAAUAGAAAUUCCAAGAGGUUUGUGGAAUUGAGGCAAUUCAUGGCUGACUAUAAGUUGCUCCUAAGUGGAACCCCGCUGCACAACAACCUGGAAGAGUUGUGGACGUUAUUGCAUUUCAUUAACCCCCAAAUCUAUCCUUAUUAUGAGGAAUUCAGGAGGAGGUACGCCGAUGUAGAAAAUGCGGCAGCCAUAGGAGAAAACAAACAAAAGCAGUUGCUUGCCCUACAACAAGAACUUCACGAAGUGGUCCUGAGGAGGGUCAAGAAGGAUGUUGAAAAAUCGUUACCAAACAAGGUGGAGCGCAUUCUGAGGGUGGAACUAUCGCCAUUGCAAGUCGAGUGGUACAGGAACAUACUAACGCGCAAUUAUGAUCAGUUGGCCAAAAACAGUGGAGGAUCUAGGUCGUCGUUGCAGAACAUAUGCAUGGAACUCAAAAAGGUCUGCAACCACCCGUUCCUGUGUUAUGAGCCCGAAGAUCGGCAAACAUGGUCACAAGGCCUUGUAUACGGUAGUGGGAAGAUAUGUCUGCUUGAAAAACUUCUAAUGCGCCUUAAGGAACGUGGGCACAGGGUGCUCAUUUUCUCGCAGAUGGUGCGUAUGUUAAACAUCAUAUCCGAAUAUCUUACCCUAAGAGGUUUCAAACACCAACGUCUCGACGGUACUAUGGGUAGAGAAGUAAGGAAAAAGGCAAUGGACCACUUCAAUGAUCCAAACAGCGAUGAUUUCUGUUUCCUGUUGUCCACCAAAGCAGGUGGUCUCGGUAUAAACCUGACUACCGCUGAUACCGUCAUUAUUUACGACAGUGACUGGAAUCCGCAAAAUGAUUUACAGGCGGAGGCUAGGGCACACCGUAUAGGUCAAACAAAAACCGUUCAAAUAUAUAGACUGGUAACUAAGGACUCGAUCGAGCAGACCAUUCUGGAGCGCGCCAAGACGAAGAUGGUGUUAGAUGCGCUUGUUGUACAGGGGCUCAACAAGAAGAGCAACGCUGUCGUACUAGAAGAAGGUGGGUCAAAGUGUGGUUUCUCCCGUGAAGAGCUUGCCAAGAUUCUCAAAUUUGGCGCCUCGAAGUUGUGGAGCAAGGACAAGAAUAAUACCCUUGAAAAUGCGUCGGGGGAGGAAAAUCUCGAAAUAGAUCUCGACAAGGUGCUUGAGGAAGCGGAAGUGACUAACGAUAACGAUGGAUUGGCUUCCGAUCUGCUGAGCACUUAUACUAAUAUCACUGAGUUUAGGUAUGAACCGCCUGAAGAGCAAUCUGAGAUUAGCUCUGAAAAUAACAAGGAGUUCUGGGACGCUACAAUACCACUAGAGGAAAGAGUUAAACUGAAGAAGAAAAAGGAAGAAGAACUGAUGGUUUUGGGCCCGCGAAGGACGAGGAACAAAGACUUAGGUGGAAUGGAUAACGAUGACUUUUCGGAUGAUGAAGCUGACGUAGACUUCCAACCUAAACGCGAUUCGAAAAUGAAUUGGGACAACACAGAUUCUCAAGGCGAAAAAGGUGUGGCCAAAAGACGAGGUCCCAAACGGUCACGCAAGGUGGUAUUGACCAUCAAGGACAAAGUUAAAAUCUACCGGUCGCUGAGCAAGUUCGGCGUCCCAGAAAUGAGACUAAAGGAUAUUCAUGAAGACACUAAACUGACCAAGGUUGACCCUCGCGUUAUUCUUAAUGAGUGCCAGAACCUAAUUGACAUGUGCAAAACCAAGAUUAGUGAGAUGGGCAAUGAUGAUGCAAUGGAGUUAUCUGCAACCUCUUCCGCUGCCAUGAAGCGCGCGUCAAAGGCUGUGAAAGCUUUCGAGCUAGGUGACGCUAAAAUAUCUCCUUUGGAAUUCAUUAAGAAGCUGAAGCUGCUAGAAUGCCUCGAAGAUUGGGGUAGACAACAGGCUGGGCCUGGGUGGGCUACGUCAGACCAACCCCUGGAAUUGCCCACUGAGGUGUUGGAGCAAUUUGCUGAUGUCAAGGAGCCUUGGGCCAUGGAGGACUGCGUGAAUCUUCUCAAACUGAUCCACAUUCACGGAUAUGGAUAUUGGACCUUGUACUGCAACGACAAGAACCUGUGCGUAGGUGCCCUGAGUGGUAUGAAACACGACAAAGCCAAGUUUAAGGCGCAAAAGUUGUUAAAGGCAUUGUAUGAACACAGAAGUCACCUAGUCAAAUCCAAAUUGCCGGAUGUUCCCAUGAAUACGGGUCUUCCUCCCGUGCCGUAUCGUAAGAAUAGCAAACUGGAAGAACUUGUCGUUGACGAUGAUGCCGUCGUCGGUAAAGAUGAUGGUAAAGAGAACGCUGUCGAGCUUAUGUUAACUACAGGCAAACCCUUGAUGCGCGAGCACUUCGCUGCAGCUGUUAAAUGGUCUCUAAGGGAUGGGAGGGACCGCCUGAAGCGCCUUAAGUUUCUGAAGGAUCAGAAUGCCCAAGGGGAAGAAUUCUUGAAGGAAGUGGAAGAAGCCCUGCCUGAACUCAAAUCGCUGAUUGAAUCCGCCGUGGGACAAUGCAAAGAUCCGACCACCGGUCAAAAACUCAAGGCAGCCUGUUUAAGAUUUGUCUCCAAAUUCACCUUGUUACCGAUUGAGGAACUGGAAAAGGAAGUGCAGUAA
Messenger RNA from Babesia bigemina, 5052 nucleotides. RefSeq names its product chromo-helicase DNA-binding protein, putative. Lineage: Eukaryota; Apicomplexa; Aconoidasida; Piroplasmida; Babesiidae. Gene Ontology annotation, molecular function: ATP binding; ATP-dependent chromatin remodeler activity; histone binding. Gene Ontology annotation, biological process: nucleosome organization; regulation of transcription by RNA polymerase II. The transcript has a single exon. The coding region runs from base 1 to 5052 and encodes 1683 amino acids. The record is from RefSeq and is a predicted model, not a curated record. Gene Ontology annotation, cellular component: chromatin; nucleus.